AUAAUUCCCCAGAUCCAGAUUCAGAUCAAUUUAACAUAGAGGACUAUGAACCCGAUCCGUCCUGGAAUGAACCUUCCCAAACUGACGACUACGAUCUUGUCGUGAUUCCCACAAACCUGCCGCGGACUACGACCACUGACUCCGCCUUUCUGCUUCCACCUGGCGUCAGAACCACAACAACAGAAUCUGGACCAAGAAAAACCACCACUGAUUCUGCUCUUGCGGCCCGGUCCACCCAGUACGGUGAAGUCCUGAGCAACUCUGGGAAGACCACCCAUCGUAGUACCUCCACUUCGCCACCAGAGGUCACUAUAGCACAAGGAAAGAAGGGCAGUGCUUCAUCUUACUCCACCACGACGUCUUCGUACCCAAGUGUGAAGACGGGCGGUGUCCUUGGAGGUCCAAAGACUCCCCAAGGGGGCGCCAGUACUGCUCCUCCGACGUUUACAAGCACAAAAACAAAAGGUGGUAAAAGUAUUUCGUCAUUUAGCACCACCACCUCCUCCACGUCCCGUAAAGGAGACACGAGCAGAACACCACCACCCUUCAUCCACGCCAAGACUGAUCCAGGAGUGGCACGUCCCAACAACGAAGGCACAACUACGGAUUCUGGGGUUCCUGCUGGAUCGGGAGGUUUCCCGGGGAUCAGAGCAGGAACAGGAAGUUCCACCGCACAGCCUUCCUCCUCAGGUGGAGCGGUUCCACGCAGGACAACAAGUCCCAGCAUGCCUCAUUUUAAGUCUUCCAGCACUACUGUGCGUCUGAGUGGCGUUCUCUUGCAGACCACACAGCCGCUGUCCAACGACGCCAGUAACAGCAGCCACGAGUCCAGGGUGGGAUCCAUCAGGGACAUGGAGAGGAAGGCUGUGGUUCCUCUGGCGGUCAUCUCCACCCUCACCAUCCUCGGCCUGGUGGUCCUCAUCGGGAUCCUCAUCUACUGGAGGGCCUGUUUUCAGACGGCCCACUUCUACAUCGAGGACAGCUCAUCGCCGCGAGUCAUCCCUGCUCAGUCCACGGUGGCGUUAAACGACGACGAACAAACAACGUUCCCCGUGAAGGACUUCGUCAAACACGUAACGGAGCUUCACGACACUCUCGGCUUUCAGCGGGAGUUUGAGGUACGGAUCAUUCCCACAUUAAAAGAAGAUCUCUGCAGGGAGUUUGUUUGUUUGUGUGCACCUGUGUCCUGUUGAUGUGUGCAUGCUGCAUGACGGAGCCAGAGCAGGUCUAGACCGUCCUCUAUGUUCUAUCAUUAACA
Molecule: messenger RNA, 1258 nt
Organism: Notolabrus celidotus (New Zealand spotty)
Lineage: Eukaryota; Metazoa; Chordata; Actinopteri; Labriformes; Labridae
Product: receptor-type tyrosine-protein phosphatase gamma-like
Exons: 5
Source: RefSeq, a predicted model, not a curated record